This is a messenger RNA of Amoebophrya sp. A120, 1168 nucleotides long. Lineage: Eukaryota; Dinophyceae; Syndiniales; Amoebophryaceae. The record is from the annotation of a GenBank genome assembly.
GCAUUUUCUACGGCAUCCGAGCAGAAGCACGGCGCACGAAAAGACCCGCAGUUAUACUGCUACUUUUUUUGAUAUGAAGACGUACUAUGUCAGUCAGCACAGUCUAUGUCGCUCCGCGAGCUGCGUCUCCUCUCUCAUGGAAGGGUUGACCAGCUCUACCGUUAAAGUUAACGAGGAAUGAGAGGCAAAAUUGCAACACCAACACGAUAAUAGAUUUGGCUAUGAAGUCAUGAAGUAAAAGUACGAGAAUACCAGAGUUUUUUCGUAAAGUACGAAAUACAAACGCUUCCAGAAAUAGAUGGCCAUGCAGACGAGCUUCGACCACACGCGUAUAAUUUCGGGAAGCGCGCCAGUCCAGCCCCCCGUGCCAAACUACUUCAACCAAGCCCUGGCGGGUCCAACAACAGCAAUAACACCUGUCGUCGGUCUGGGUGGUCCUUCAGGCAGUUCAUCGGUGCCGCAGAGAGACGGCCCCCUGAUGGAGGUGAUGAAGCGAAAUGCCGUAUUGAGUGUAGAUUUAAAUUUUUCUACUUUCCAAUAUAAGCGGUAGGAGCCGAGCGUUUGCGCCACGCCUCAACAGAUGAAAAUCAUUAAUAGUACCAAGGGGCUAGAAAGCAACUACAUACAAUACUACUUCAGUCAGCGACGGACUUGGACCGGACGCAAAUAGCUCCAACGAACUACCGUGUCGACCCACCUCCGCCACCGUACCUCUUUUCACGAGCGGGAAUAACGCAAAUACUGGGCUCACCUCGAGAUCCGGACGGGCUACCGCGCGCGCCGUCUGGGUGUAUUUUUUGCAGCAAGUGCCUACCGUUGACCCGCGCCGGGGCGUCAGAUGAUCUGAAUACAGAAAUACGCUUCCAGUAAUACAAGUGCGAGUUUCAUGGGGGACGAAAUAUAAGUGACGACUUUGAGCACAUGCAUGAACGUGAACACCACAGGGACAGUGGAAAAUACUGCAACCUGGGACACGAGCAGGCGCUGCUGUGUAGCACCCUUUCGCUUCCGCUUCGAGCAUGCACAUAGUUGGGAGUAAUUCUGACGCGCUCCUUUUUGUUGAGCUUGAGAUGCAGCUCCAUCUGCGGCUGCCGCAGCGCUCAUGCCAAUUCAUAAAGUUGUCUAAAGAUGAAGCUGUUUCGGUUUCAGUUUCCGACCAUUUUUUGAU